Messenger RNA from Durio zibethinus, 2072 nucleotides. RefSeq names its product reticulata-related 1 (gene RER1). NCBI's taxonomy places the organism in Eukaryota, Viridiplantae, Streptophyta, Magnoliopsida, Malvales, Malvaceae. Gene Ontology annotation, cellular component: chloroplast inner membrane. The record is from RefSeq and is a predicted model, not a curated record. Gene Ontology annotation, biological process: plant organ development.
AUGUCAAUUUCAACACCGUCAAGCUACAAACUAUCAACUUUCUCCAACGGUGGAGGCAACGAUUCAACGACGAUCAAGGUGAUCGGAAGUCGAACUUUCGCUUGUUUCAAAGAGAUUUUCGAUAUCGAAUCUCGGUUGAAAUUAACUUCACCACCAUCAGUUUAUUCGCACCGCUUAGCGUUAACUAACCGCGCGUUUACGCGUCACUGCGUUCGGCCGGAUUCUGCUGGUAACAGGACUAGUAGCUCAUUGGAAGGGGAAAAUGGUGAUUUUGAUGGUGAGUCUAGGGUUUUAGAGAUUGGAAUCGAUUAUCAACAGAAAAUUGACGGCGGUAGCAGUGGCGACGGCGGAGAUGAUGGAGGCGGUAAUUCAUUUGGUGGCGGCGGCGGUGGUGAAGGUGACAAUGAGGAAGAGAAAGAGUUCGGGCCGAUAUUGAAGUUUGAAGGGGUGAUGAAGGAAGCGGAAGCUAGAGGAGUGAAGCUGCCUUCGGAUAUGAUGGAAGCUGCGAAAAGUAACGGAAUCCGGAAAUUGAUCUUUCUUCGUUACUUGGAUUUACAGGGAUCGGUUUGGCCACUUGGCUUUUUUAUGAAACACUGCUCUAUGCUUCGGAACCGAAUGCUAGCAGAUCCUUCAUUUCUCUUCAAAGUUGGAACAGAGAUAGUAAUUGAUUCUUGCUGUGCAACAUUUGCGGAAAUAAAGAAAAGGGGAAAUGAUUUUUGGUCAGAGUUUGAGUUGUACCUUGCUGAUCUUUUGGUUGGUGUAGUGGUUGACGUUGCUUUGGUUGGUAUGUUAGCACCAUAUGCUCGGUUUGGUCAACCAUCUGCAUCCAGAGGUUUAUUUGGUCACUUACAACAUGCUUGUUCUGCUCUUCCUAGCAGUGUUUUUGAAGCUGAAAGACCAGGAUGUAAAUUCUCAGUGAGACAACGGAUUGCGACAUAUUUUUACAAGGGUGUCUUGUAUGGCUCGGUAGGGUUCAGCUGUGGUCUUGUUGGGCAAGGCAUUGCAAAUCUGAUAAUGACUGCCAAACGGAGCAUAAGGAAAUCAGAUGAGGACAUUCCUGUUCCACCUCUUGUGAAAAGUGCUGCUCUUUGGGGUGUUUUCCUCGCGGUAUCUUCCAACACUCGUUAUCAAUUUAUUAAUGGACUAGAGCGUCUUGUAGAAGCAUCACCCGUUGCCAAGCAGGUUCCACCUGUUGCAAUGGCUUUCACGGUAGGUGUACGGUUUGCCAACAAUAUUUAUGGUGGAAUGCAAUUUGUAGAUUGGGCCAAAUGGAGUGGGGUGCAAUAGGAACAAUAUCCAUUCUCUGCCACAGCACUUCUUGGAUGGGGAAGACCCACCAGGAUAGCACCCAACAAUCAAAAUGAACCCCAAAGAUGGAGCAAAAGAAAAGAAUUAGAAACAUAGAAUGAUAGAAGCAUCAGUUGAAAGAAGUAGAUUUUGCAUUGAUUAGCCUUUUUUCACUUGCAUGGAUGGCCAAAGGAUUCCAUUUUUUUGGUCAGCAUUGAUGUUCAUGUUGAAGGUUGAUUUUUCUUCUCAAUGCUUGGACCUACCAAUAGAAUUGAGUUCCCUUUCAAUUCUUCUCAUCUUACCCCAACAUUUAUAUCUGAAAAAAAGAAAGCAAUAAAAGAAAAAACUUUGGAUAUGCAUAGAUUACUACUACAGUUUUGAGGCAAGCAUUUCAUACCGGGUUGAAUUGAAAUGCAUUAUGAGGACAAUUUGUAUAUUUUCUUCGUUUCACUUGAUUCAACUCGUUGAAAUCCCUUUCCCUACCUUCACAGAAAAAACCAUCUCUUCUUUUUUGUGAAAAAAGAUUUAAACUUCACCAGCAUUUUCGAUUCAAGUCCUUUUGAAGGCUGUGAAAAAGUAAUCUUUCAUGAAUUUUUUAAGUUUUACCUAGAUAAAUCUGCUUGGAUAGGAUUGGAGAGAAAUAUAUUCGGCGAAAUUUAGGAAUUCUUUAGGGCUAAAUAAAAAAAUUUUUCUAAUGACUGAAAAUUUUUUGAGAUAUGCAUGAUGUACCGGAUUUAAACUAUUUAUGUACACAUGAUGUACUGGAUUUGAAGUCUCAAGAAUCU